GUGAACGCGUGGAUUUAACUGAUGGAUGAGAAGUCGUAUGUGAACACCAGCACGGGGAACUAAUCAUUAAAAUAAGCAUAAUUUAGCUAGCUACAACAUUUCUUUAUUAUAUCUGCCAAAAAAGAGCAACAAUGAUGAACGGAGAGAUUAACGGUUUUCACAACUCCCUUAUCGACGAGGACUGCUUCCUAUUCACCUCGGAGUCAGUUGGAGAAGGACACCCCGAUAAGAUUUGCGACCAGAUCAGUGAUGCAGUGCUUGACGCCCAUCUCAAGCAGGAUCCUGAUGCUAAAGUUGCUUGUGAGACUGUUGCUAAGACUGGGAUGAUCCUGCUGGCAGGUGAGGUGACGUCGCGUGCUACAGUGGACUAUCAGAAGGUUGUUCGCGACACCAUCCGCCACAUUGGAUACGAUGACUCCUCCAAAGGUUUUGACUAUAAGACCUGCAACGUGCUGGUGGCCCUAGAGCAGCAAUCUCCAGACAUCGCCCAGGGUGUUCACAUUGACCGCAAUGAGGAGGACGUAGGGGCAGGGGACCAGGGCCUGAUGUUUGGCUAUGCCACUGAUGAGACUGAGGAGUGCAUGCCCCUCACCAUUAUGCUCGCCCACAAGCUCAACGCCAAGAUGGCUGAACUGCGUCGCAAUGGCACCCUGCCCUGGCUCCGGCCUGACUCCAAGACCCAGGUGACAGUUCAGUACCGCCAGGACCGUGGUGCCAUGUUGCCAGUGCGUGUCCACACCAUCGUGGUCUCCGUGCAGCAUGAUGAGCACAUCUGCCUGGACGAGAUGCGCGACGCUCUCAAGGAGAAGGUCGUAAAGGCUGUGGUGCCCUGUAUUUACCUGGAUGACGACACUAUUUACCACAUGCAGCCCAGUGGGCGCUUCGUCAUCGGAGGCCCACAGGGUGAUGCUGGCCUGACGGGCCGUAAGAUCAUUGUUGACACUUAUGGAGGCUGGGGGGCCCAUGGUGGAGGAGCCUUCUCAGGGAAGGACUACACUAAGGUGGACCGCUCUGCUGCCUACGCUGCCCGCUGGGUGGCCAAGUCUCUGGUGAAGGCGGAGCUGUGCAAGAGGGUCCUGGUCCAGGUUGCCUAUGCAAUCGGCGUGGCCCACCCACUCUCAAUCUCCAUUUUCCACUACGGCACAUCCCAGAAGAGUGAGAGGGAGCUGCUGGACAUCGUCAAGAAAAACUUUGACCUUCGUCCUGGUGUCAUUGUCAGGGAGCUGGAGCUGAAGAAGCCCAUGUAUCAGAGGACCGCUGCCUACGGCCACUUUGGCCGCGACUCAUUCCCAUGGGAGAUGCCCAAAAAGCUCAGAUACUAAACUUGUGAAGCUUUUUCCCCCCAGGCCUGUUGGUGUAUACUACAGAGAAGCUUACACGGUCUUGGGGGUGAAAGGCCCUUAACUCCCUUCCCUCUUAAUGGCAUAUUAGAACCCUACCCCUUCCACCGUCCCUCAAAAUACACCCCAACUCUCUUUCUACUUCCCCUCUCCAGUCAUCUGUACUGUAUUUUUGCUGUUGGUAGUAUUAACUUGACUACUAACUUUCUCAAAAAUAUUUCAGAAAAGUAAUGUUGAGAAGAUUAAUAAUAGGAGGGUGUUGGCUAGCUACCUAAUCUCUUCCACCAGCAGUCUCUCUCUGUCGACUCAUCUGGUUUCACCGCGCCUCAGAAAGGGACUUGAAUGGAGGCUAUGACAGGCGCGGACGAAACAACUUCUGAUUUUUAAUUGCCAAUCUCUGUCCCCCCCCCCCAUCUAGCGCAACCCUUAGAACCUCCCCCCUACAUUGUGGACUUAAAUGUGAGCAGUGCAAGUGAUUUUAACAAUUUAAGUUAGUAAAAUCUGAAAGUACGCGUUAGGGUUGGUCGACUACUACAAUAUUGAAGAUUGACGGCUAUAGUCGAUGGUGAUUUCGUGAUGUGACCGAUGUCUAGCCUAUUUCAACUUCACUGGCGCCACACCGUAAAGAGCUGACCGGGCAGCCCACAGCAGGACCAUGUCAAGUGGCCUAUUCCUUUGCUAUAGCCUGCAUAACUACUUUCAAUAAAUGUUAUAAGCAAUUUACAGAAUUCAAGAGCACAAUUUAGACAGGGCUAAGAAGAUGUUCUUGCUUGGCUACACAAACUCCUUGCUCUGGCCAAACGCUACGCCACACCCACAGACUUAGUUUGGAUCGGCGUACCUCCCCAGCGAUAUCUAGAACUCAUUCUAAUUGGUCCCAGAAACUGAUGGGUUGGUCCAGAGCCAGAACGCACCUGGGUAAAGCGUCUUUUUUUCAAAUUAAUCAUUUGCUUUGAUAUUCUGAUUGGUUAGGUAUGAUCCAAUCACUGACUUUGUUUUAUACAACACCCCCAUUUUGAGGUCACCACAAACGACUUCAACGAUGGCAUUCCAACUGAAGUAUGUAGCGAACAUAGCGCAGUAGAAGGUGAGUAAGGCAAAAGAUUUUCACCAAAGCGGCACAAAAUGUCCAGUCAAAUGUUUAUUUUGAUCUGUCAGUGUCAGCUCUGGGCCAUAUAGCGCCGCUUCUUUUUUUUUAUAGUGGAGCCUCCGGUGUGUCUAUUUUAAAAACCUAAUUUUAUAUUUGCUCUACAUUUCAUAUGACUUUUAUGCAUGCUGGCUUUCUCCCACCACACUACUUCAUGAUCAAUUAAUUUAUCUAACAGCGCUCUAGGCUGUCAUAAAGUUAGUGUUUUUGAAUUACCUAAACAUGAUGGACCUAAGGUAAUGAGGUAGAACAAACAAUAGAAAAAUCGAACAAGUAGUUUUUAACAAACCUUAGUUGCGCGAAGCUUGCCUUUGCAAACCAAAAGCCAAAUCCUACUAGUUAAAAUGGCCUAUCAAAAGCAUUAAGACAAGUUUAAAGUUAUGAAGAGUAUUUCCAAAAUAGGCUAUUCUAAUGGUGUUUAAUGUCGUAAAGUUGCAGCUUUCAAAUGGGAACAAUUGUGAAAGUCAGUCUAUAGAUGAUUCUCUAUCACAGCUUUAUUUUGAAUGACAAAUAUUACGGGGGGGGGGGCAUUGUAUAUCAAUGUUUUUUAUGGAUACUUGAUCAUGAUAAGACAAAGGUUGACAUUGCCCAACCCUAGUACGCAUCUUAGAAGUAGUUUUCACUUAUAAAAUGAUAUGCCCGAACUCUGAAUCAAUUGGUCUUCCCAAAAAUAUGGUCAAUGUAAUAUUUUAUUUUGAUCUAAAACAGCUGUAGCUGUAGCAGUCUCGCUCCCUUUACUGCGUCGACUUUUAAGCUGCGCCUCAUUCAAGUCCCUCUUUGUUGUACAGUGUUACUAGGCUCUUUAUACGGUAGCCUAGUCUUCCUGUCUUCCAUUUAUGUCUUUCACACUACAAAUCUACGUAUGGGUGGUCCUCUGUAGCUCAAUUGGUAGAGCAUGGCGCUUGUAACGCCAGGGUAGUGGGUUCGAUCCCCGGGACCACCCAUACGUAAAAAUUUAUGCACACAUGACUGUGUUAUUAACUCCUAGCCCCUGCCCAGCAUCACUGAGAAACUAAAUACUGCAGUUUGGUUAUCCGGGCUUAGCUGUCCUUAAACUUGAUCAGCUUUUGGAAUAUUUUGCUCCUGUUAAGUCUGACCUACCAAAGCUACAUGUUGAUAUCAUGUUAAUUUACUGGUGCUACUGAAUGAAGGAAGGGCCCCCUCCCUGCCCCUUAAUCUUUUCCCUUUAGUUUACACUUCUUUCUGUUAGUCCCCCAACCCCUAAUCCUUCUCCCUUUUUGAAGCUUUAUUUCACUCCCCUUAUCAUUUGUGGAGGAUGUAAGAACAGCACCGUUAAGGGUCAAUGGUUAUUGUGAUUUUCAAAGAAAUGCUAUGCAUUGCAGGCUGAGAAACAAGACCAAUCUUGAUUAUUUUCAAGUCACGUUCUUGAAUAUACUCAGUAAAAUCUGGGAUGCCCCUGCAGAUGUCUGUGCUGUUUUCUGACGUAAUACAGAAAAGUCAGAAGCUGCUAUGUCACUGCUAAGGCCUGUAGGGGUGUUGGUUAUACUUGAUUGUUUAAAACAUGUUGUCAUUGGAUUGUCUUUUUAAACUCCUUCAAAAGGUAGUUUAAUUUCCUUCUGGUUUUUUUUACAUUUUAUAAAAUGGUUUAAGGUCAAGGUUCUUCUUCGUUGGGUAUUGAUGGCAGGUGUAGCUACAGAGAAACCGCCAUCUUGAUCCUGAAGGAGGGCCGUCUUUGCCACAAUGAAGAGCUCUUACUAUUGGCAAACACUUUUUUUUUUUAUAUAUAUAUAUUUAUUUGUUCUCUGAAACUUGGCAUGGAUACAGAAGCAAAGGAUUCAGAAGGCAGCUUAAACCCCAGAGUUUUUAUUUUUGAUCUCACAUAUUGACUUUACUGAAUGCCAUAACUAGGUUACAUUUUCAGUGGUUCCGAAGUGUCAUACAGAAAAGCUUUGGUCUGCCUCCACGGAACUGUCACUGGCUGAUGUGAUGAGUAUUUUGGACUGCAGUUUUAUGGGGUGAGAUUGUAUUGACUAUACACCUCUGGUCAAUACAAUUAGACCAUUCUCUAACACCCCCCCCUUACUCAUCCUUGCAUGAAGAGACGUUUGGCUGGUGUGGUACAGAGAAACCAGCCUGGUUUACAAGCGGUCUCUUGUUUGUAUGGAUAGGGUUUCCCUUGGUGCUUUGUUUCUCCCUUUUUUUUGCCACUGAGGCUAGUCUUCUGGCUACUGUGAGUGUAAGAGUGCCUCCCCCUGUACUGAACCCCUUUCACCCCUCCUGCUCUUUAUCAACAUGGGUCCGACAUCCUGAGGAACAGGUAGCUUGUCAAUGCAUCAGUCUUCAGAGGUUCGAUACGGAUUUCUCAUGUCAAAGAUCUGCAAUAAAUGUCAACUUUCCUUCAUGAA
This is a messenger RNA of Coregonus clupeaformis (lake whitefish), 4853 nucleotides long. Its product is annotated as S-adenosylmethionine synthase. The record is from RefSeq and is a predicted model, not a curated record. Gene Ontology annotation, molecular function: ATP binding; methionine adenosyltransferase activity. NCBI's taxonomy places the organism in Eukaryota, Metazoa, Chordata, Actinopteri, Salmoniformes, Salmonidae. Bases 132 to 1322 code for a protein of 396 amino acids. Gene Ontology annotation, cellular component: methionine adenosyltransferase complex; cytosol. The transcript has 8 exons. Gene Ontology annotation, biological process: S-adenosylmethionine biosynthetic process.